GCCACUCUCUGUCCUCUGGCUCUCCAGACUAUGCACGACUUUGAAUACCUCAAACUCCUGGGAAAAGGCACUUUUGGCAAAGUUAUCCUGGUAAAGGAGAAGGCCACGGGACGCUACUAUGCCAUGAAGAUCCUGAAAAAGGAGGUGAUCGUAGCAAAGGAUGAAGUGGCGCACACACUCACAGAAAACAGAGUCCUCCAGAAUUCAAAACACCCCUUCUUGACAGGACUGAAAUACUCUUUCCAAACACACGACCGCCUUUGCUUUGUCAUGGAAUAUGCGAACGGCGGUGAGCUUUUCUUCCACCUUUCAAGGGAUCGUGUCUUCUCAGAGGAGCGUGCUCGGUUCUAUGGUGCAGAGAUUGUGUCUGCGCUUGACUACUUGCACGCCGAAAGAAACGUGGUCUACCGCGAUCUAAAGUUGGAAAAUCUGAUGCUGGAUAAAGAUGGACACAUCAAGAUAACAGAUUUUGGCCUUUGUAAGGAGGGGAUCAAAGAUGGUGCCACCAUGAAGACUUUCUGUGGAACACCAGAGUACCUUGCACCUGAGGUACUUGAGGACAACGACUAUGGCCGUGCUGUGGACUGGUGGGGUCUUGGCGUGGUGAUGUACGAGAUGAUGUGUGGCAGGCUGCCUUUCUACAACCAGGACCACGAGAAGCUGUUUGAGCUCAUCCUCAUGGAAGACAUCCGCUUCCCACGGACACUCGGUCUAGAGGCGCGCUCGCUGCUCUCUGGACUCCUCAAGAAGGACCCCAUGCAGAGGCUAGGUGGUGGUCCUCAUGAUGCCAAGGAAAUCAUGCAGCACAAGUUCUUUGCCGGGAUUGAAUGGCAAGACGUUUACGAGAAAAAAGUGAUUGGUCCCGCCGUUCAAGCCCCAAGUUACCUCAGAGACGGACACGCGAUAUUUUGAUGAGGAGUUCACCGCGCAAACCAUCACGAUUACGCCACCUGGACAAGACGAGAACAUGGAGUCUUUCGACAGUGAGCGGAGACCCCACUUCCCCCAGUUCUCCUACUCUGCGAGUGGGGUGGCCUGACCGACACUUACACUUUCCUCAAUCAUCCCCCUCAAUCCCUUCCCUUCAAGCCGACUGCAUCCUCCAAAAAGACUGGGGCCCGUCGAUUGUUCCUCACCUUCCUUGCUCAAGGAAGGACCAAGUUCAUGAAGACACAGAGCUCUCUCACGCCCACCACCACCACCGUCACCACCCCACCCAAAUCGCCCACCUGCGCCACCACUAUUCGAAAUUUAACACUAGACUUCAUUUCCUGGCUGUUUAGCGAGCGGGCAUCCACACAUCAGCACCUAUGUCGUAAAAAUUGGACCACUGCCUUAAGUUUCAAGAAGCACUGUUAUAUUUUUCGAACCCAAGUAAACCGAAAUCAACCAUUUCAAGUAGAGAUUACAAAUACGGUGGACCAAAGUUCUGUCGGUAAUCUGGUGUGCUCGUUGCUUGCCUCCUCUGCAAUUCAAAAUUAAACCUUCGACAUUUUGGGGGAGCUUCAAAAGUUAACGUUUGAAAUAAAGGUCAUAUGUCUUGCAUACGUCCCUUGUUGUAAACACCCUCAUUGAGUCUGAUCGAGUAAAGGUCUGAUAUGCAAAGAAUGGCAAAGUUUUGGAGACUGUUAACUCAUUCACUGCCCACCGUUUUCAAAAGACAACCGUUAAGAGCGCCAGGCAUUUUAAGGAAUUUUGCCAGAUUUUUCAAGAUCUACGAAGUGAAAGAAAGAAAUAGUAGACUGUUCUUUCACGAGGAAAAAUAGAUUGCCUAUCUUUUUCCAUUAUUUAGUAAUCGGCAGUAGAACAUACAAGAGUCUUGAAAUUCCGAAAAAACAUUUCAAACUGGCUUUUGAUAGAUGAAACCGAACAGUGACAUUAAUCAUGAUAUUCUUGAUUUUUGUGAUACUGUACUUCUAACAUCUAAACCAGCAACAAUAAUUAGGAAUAGCUUUUUGAUUCUAAAAUGAAUUACGGAUUUGGCCAUAUACAAGUGUUGUAAGGGAUGCUAAUCACCAGACUGCCAGUCCAUCAGGGGCUGGCUUAGAUUGUUCAGUGGCCGUCAUGCAUGUCAUAUCCUCAGGUAAGACCUCAGUUGUACGUUGUCACAUUUAUAACAAACACACCCUUCUGCUAAUUACCACAAUACAUACUAACCAUAUACAGCACAUUACCUGUUAAAAAUGCCUCAACUUGUGCGGGCGACUACCGCCUUUAUGUCCUCUGGCCCCGUGUACAGGGCCGAUCUCAAAUCCAAAAUGGUACUCGCUGCGACAUCUUGGCGGUUGUGCCUCAUUUACCAUUCUUCCCAACUUGAAAUUCUCAGUAGAACAGCAUCAGUGCCACAUCCACCCCUUCAUGUGUGGGAAAAAAACAAAACAUCAAAGACGUUAAACUACGUCUUUGGCACUGAAUGUUUGGAAUCUAAAAGAUGUGACAACAUCUUUGGCACUGAGUGAGUUAACGUCCACCUCUUAGCCAGCUAGUCCUAAGUGUUUGCACACAGAUAUGUGUCCUCUUGAAAUAAAAUGAAAUCGUCUUGUUCUCAUUGCAUUUCUGUCUGAAAUCUCAAUGCUGCACAGUGAACACCUCCGGGUUUCCCAAAGAUCCGGAUCAGUCGAGCCCUUGCUGACCCCUCGGAACCUCUUCCCUCCUGUAGAGUUUUUCUCCUAGUAGAGUAUUGGGUGUUUCUCAUCCAGUACUUCCUCUGCAGCCUCAGUGAGGUCACAAACACGAUACAUUUCUGUCGUAACACAAAGUGGGCUUCAGGGGAAAAAAACACAUCAAAAGUAACCUUUCGUUUGCCUCUUGUGGGAGUUUAUGUCCGGUCCCCUACUUCUUAUUUAUGAAACCAGCAUUUAAAUAUUAAGUUUUCAUGUGCCAAUGAAAUGCACCUUGCUACCCCACAAUGAUUGUAUCUGGAUUUUGUUUUAGUGGUUGGAAAAGACUAAAUUAGCUUAUGAUAUAAUAUUCAAGUGUUGUGGAUGAAUUACAAAAAAAAACUUUUUUUAAAUGUUUCUGAAGCUAAACUGUGAUCUAUGAGAUCCAACACGUGUAUUUAAAGUAUGAUUAGAGGUUUUCAUUGUGGUUAAGAUGACAGAUAAUCAUUUUUCAAAAGUGCAUUAUGCCUUCUUGAAUGUAACGAUGUUUGUUUUCACUUCAAAAAAACCUUCUUUUGUUAAAUAUGAUUGUUGCUUAUUCCUAUGCACACACCCUUCUUGCUGUCACCUUCUGAAAAAUAGGGAAAUUUGUUUGACAUUUUUUGUUUUUUAUUGCAACUUUUUGUACCUGCCCUACCAUAUCCGCAAGACUGAGGACACCAGCUUUCGUAAACAAAUAAUAUAAACUUUGUACACAGUUUUUAAAUUGUUUCUUUCAACCUGAUGGAAUAAAAGGUCUUAACAAUC
Molecule: messenger RNA, 3407 nt
Organism: Hippocampus comes (tiger tail seahorse)
Lineage: Eukaryota; Metazoa; Chordata; Actinopteri; Syngnathiformes; Syngnathidae
Product: RAC-alpha serine/threonine-protein kinase
Exons: 9
Coding region: 31-912 (293 amino acids)
Biological process (GO): protein phosphorylation
Molecular function (GO): ATP binding; protein serine/threonine kinase activity
Source: RefSeq, a predicted model, not a curated record